Parathielavia appendiculata is the source of this 582-nucleotide messenger RNA. RefSeq lists its product as uncharacterized. NCBI's taxonomy places the organism in Eukaryota, Fungi, Ascomycota, Sordariomycetes, Sordariales, Chaetomiaceae. The transcript is spliced from 4 exons. The record is from RefSeq and is a predicted model, not a curated record. Bases 1 to 582 code for a protein of 193 amino acids.
AUGGCUCCUGGGGACCCAGUCCUCUUAGCUGGGGCUUUUGAGAACUGCACAUUCACCGAAGAUGGAUUCCCUGAUGACAGCACUUGUUAUGUGCCAUUCUGGAGCACAAGGACGGGAUCCAUCCUGAAAUGGUCGCUCUUCCUCGGCAUAGUAGUCGUACUCUGCUUGUACCUUUUGAUAGGCUACAUACACGCGCAAAACAGGAUACAGAAGGGCCUGCCGCCCCUGAGCUAUCACCGAUUCCUGGUGUCCCACGCAACUCUUGCCCCAGUCGACCCUCACUAUCGGCCUCCUCAGCCCGCAAGCUUCUACCCGUAUACCCCUGAACGGCACUACUACGACAUGCAUGCCACGCCUCCACCUGUAUACGACCCCAAUGCGCCACGGCCGCCCAAGUACGAGCCCCCUGCCGGCUCGACAAAGGUAAGGUCCACUCACCAGGCCGAAGCCGGGCAGAGUCAGCAGGGACAGCAGAGUCAGCAACAGAACGAGGAGCGAUUCGAGUAUGCGCCGCCGCCCGGUCCUCCAGCGAGUUCCAUGUGGGCACAGGGUACGGGCAACACCGACACCUUCCGCAACUGA